UGGUCAUGUGAGUUAAUUGAUUUUCUUGUUGUUGUUUUGAUUUUUGAACAUUUGAACGUUGAUUGGAUUUACUUUGAUCGGCCGAAUGUAAUUACAAUUAAUGGAUCAAGCUUCGAAUUUGGUAAAGGAAGUGGCAGAUGAAUAUUCUAAUUACUUUAAGGUUGACACUAGUGAAGUGGUUAAACAAUUUGAUAAUUCGAUUGAAGAGAAUUUAAUUAUUUUGGAAGAUUUUUGUGCCCUUUUAGAUGUGAUACGAAAUGAGAACACUUCUCGUUUGGAACACUUGUUACCAGAAAUAGCGGAGAAAAGUAAACAAAUGGAAACGUUAUUUUCUAAAAUUGAUAAAUUAGAAUUAUUUGUUAAAAUGGUUAAGGAUCAAGUAAAUCAAAUGGAAGAGGAACUGAUUAAAGCGGAAGAAAUAUUCGCAUCUAAAAGUAAAGUGAAACAAUUUAUCAGCUCUCUGUUGAAUAAUAGUAAACCAAAAUCUCCAACUACACCUCCAAACAAGAGACCAACAUUUGGCUUUAAUGACAUUUUCAAAACUCAAGAUUAUAUUGAUAAUAGAAGUGGACAAAGUGAUUCCAGUGAAUUUCAACAAGGAGAAUCAUCAAAUUCAUCAGAAAUCAAGACAAACGAAACAAGUGAAAUGACCAACUAACAACAGCAUCAAGAUGACCAAUCAAUUUUUUUUUAUUUUUCUGUUAAAAUUGUAAACAAUUUAUUUUUCAUUUUUCAUAUAUUAUUACAACUAUCAAAAUCUCUCUGGGCAAUCAAAAAUCACAGACAAUCAAAUCCAAUCUCAAACUUGGUCUACUAAUUGUAAAAACUAUUAUUAUUAUUAUUAUUAUUACCGUUGACAUCUUAUUGAUAGUCAACCAAAUUUGUAAUACUCAAUAUUGUAAAUUGAUUGAGAUUCAAGCAUCAAUUCCUUAUGAAAUGAAUCAACUAAUCAACUGACAAUAAUUUACAUUCCUGAAGAAACACAAAUAGUAAAUAAAUCACAAGGAACAAUUAAAUAAAUUUUAA
This is a messenger RNA of Panonychus citri (citrus red mite), 1026 nucleotides long. Its product is annotated as biogenesis of lysosome-related organelles complex 1 subunit 4-like. The transcript is spliced from 2 exons. NCBI's taxonomy places the organism in Eukaryota, Metazoa, Arthropoda, Arachnida, Trombidiformes, Tetranychidae. The coding region runs from base 101 to 658 and encodes 185 amino acids. The record is from RefSeq and is a predicted model, not a curated record. Gene Ontology annotation, cellular component: BLOC-1 complex.